AUGUUCCACAGGUCCAGGAACGCUUCCCCCUCCAGGAGCGGCUCCAGGUCCUCGGCCAUGUGUCCGUCUGUCCGUCCCCCGCCCUGGCUCUCUCGUGGCCGUUCCCCGCCGGGCGCGCUCCCGGCGCUCUCGGCCGCCUUCCUGCAGGUGGCGCUGGUGAGCGGCUCCGUGCGCGCGCUCGGGCUGUGCCUCCCGCCCCUGGGCGGCGCCUUCGGGGCCGCGGCCCGCGCGCAGGCCUGGGUGGGCUCCUGCCCCCUGGCGGCGCUGCAGCUCGGGGGCCCAUUGGCGGCAGCGCUCAGUGCCCGGUUCGGCCCCCAGGCGUGGCCAUGGCCGGGGGGGGCCCUGGCGGGGGCGGGGCUGGUCCUGGGAGCCUUCGCCACCCGCCUGGAACACCUGUACCUGAGCCUGGGGGGGCUGACAGGCCUGGGCUGGUCCCUGUCCUUCACGCCGGCCCUCGGUGCCGUGUCCCGCUGGUUCCCGCGCCGCCGCGCCCUCGCCACCUCCGUCGCCGUCUCGGGCGCCGCCGUCUCGGGCCUGGCGCUGGCCCCGCUCCUCCCUCCCGCCCUGGACUCCUACGGCUGGCGCGGCGCCCUCCUCCUCCUCGCCGCCGUCUCCCUGCACCUCGUGGCCGCCGCCGCCCUCCUCCGCCCUCCUCCUCGCACCCCUCGGGAGCCGCCGGAACCUUCCGGGACCCUCCUGCGGCUGCUGCGCCACGGGCCCUUCCUGCGCUACGCCGCCGCCUUCGCCCUGCUGGAUUUGGGCUACUACGUCCCCUUCGUGCACGGCGCCGGCCGCGCGCUGGAGCUGGGCCUCGACGGCCGCGCCGCCGCCGCCGUGGUGGCCGCCAUGGCGGCGCUGGACGGCGCCGGGCGCUUGGCGGCCGGUUGGUUGGCGGAGCGGCCGGCGGCGGCGCUGCUGAGGCAGCUGGCGGCCUGGGCGGCGCUGGCGGGGUUGGUUGCGCUGGCGACGCCGUUGGGGACGAGUUUCGGGGCGCUGGCGGCGCUGGCGGCGGCGUACGGGGGCUGCGCCGGGGCCGUGGCGCCGCUGCAGUUCGCCGGCGUGGCGCAGGUGGUGGGGGCCGGACGGGCGGCCAUGGCCAUCGGGGUCAUGCAGAUGGUGGAGAGCGUGGGGUCCCUGCUGGGGGCGCCGCUGGCCGGUUGGCUGCGUGACGUCACCGGCGACUUCACCGUCUCCUUCCUGGCGGCCGGCGCCUUCCUCCUGGCCUCGAGCCUCCUCAUCCUCACCCUACCACCCAAGUGA
Agelaius phoeniceus (red-winged blackbird) is the source of this 1260-nucleotide messenger RNA. The record is from RefSeq and is a predicted model, not a curated record. Lineage: Eukaryota; Metazoa; Chordata; Aves; Passeriformes; Icteridae.